AUGGAAGACGUUGAUGACAUAGAUUCUUCUAACGCAACUGUUUUUAACGAUGUAGAUUCAAUUUCACAGACAGACAACGGUAAGAAAACCUUAUGUGAUGAAACAUUUACUGAUCAAAAAUCAUUAGACGGAAAUAUUACUGAAUAUAGCUGUGAGAUUUGUAAGAAAAUGUUCUCUUCAGAACACGAAUUAUUUAUGCACACACGCACACACAAGAGCGAAAAGACAAAUGAGUGUGAAAUAUGUCAGAAGUGUUUUGCCUCUAGAAAAAAAUUAACAUGGCACAAAAGACGACACAGUAGACAAAGAUUGUUUCCGUGUGAAAUAUGCGGGAAGUCUUUCUUCCAUAAUUCAGGACUUAUUAUCCACGUACGAAGUCACACUGGAGAGAAACCGUUCCAUUGCGAAACGUGUGGAAAAUCAUUCGCUUAUCUUUCUGUCUUAAAAACACAUACAAAAGUACACACGAGAAGAAUGCUGUUUCGGUGCGAAAUCUGUGGUGAUACUUUCGUUCAUAAACCGAAUCUUCUUCUCCAUAUGCGUAGCCACACUGGAGAGGAGACCUCCGGAAAUCAAACAGAUGGGGAACAAUUUGAUAUAAGUGGUGAUUUAGAAACAGAAGCUAAAGAAAAUCCGUUUCAUUGUGAAAUAUGUGGAAAAUCUUUCUGUUGGAAAUCAAGUCUUGUUAUCCAUAUACGGAGUCACACCGGAGAAAAACCUUUCCACUGUGAACUAUGUGGAAUUCCUUCCGUCUCUAGAAGUAAUUUAGCCAGACACAGAAGAAUACACACAGGAGAGAAACCGUUUCACUGUCAAGUAUGCGAGAAGUCUUUCUUCUCUAAAAACGAUUUAGUCAAACACAUAAGAGUCCAUACAGGAGAAAAACCUUCUCAUUGUGAGAUUUGUGGGAAAAGUUUUCUCGAUAACAGCAAUUUAAGAACUCAUAAAAGAACACACACUGGAGAAAAACGGUUUCACUGUGAUACUUGUGGUAAAUCUUUCACUCAAAAUGCUCAUCUUGUAUCUCACAAAAGAGUACAUACUGGAGAAAAACCAUUCCAUUGUGAGCUGUGUGGGAAAUCUUUCUCUCACAGUUCAGCUCUUAGUUUACAUAAAAAAAUACACACAAGAGACAAAACUGUUUUAUAG
Messenger RNA from Octopus bimaculoides (California two-spot octopus), 1149 nucleotides. RefSeq lists its product as uncharacterized. Gene Ontology annotation, molecular function: DNA-binding transcription factor activity, RNA polymerase II-specific; RNA polymerase II transcription regulatory region sequence-specific DNA binding. Gene Ontology annotation, biological process: regulation of transcription by RNA polymerase II. Gene Ontology annotation, cellular component: nucleus. The record is from RefSeq and is a predicted model, not a curated record. Lineage: Eukaryota; Metazoa; Mollusca; Cephalopoda; Octopoda; Octopodidae.